GCCUCCCCCACAAUCCCACCCUCCCCUGCUUCUUCAGCCACCGAUCUCGAAACCCUUUUCCCUUUUCUUCUUUUCCUCCGCAUUUCUAGCUUAUCCCUCUCUGCUUCCAAAUUUUGUAUGGCUGAGCUUCCCUUUUUGUGAAUGCUCAGAAUAGCUUACGAGCUUGUACCCCCGAUGGGAAAUUAUAGGUUCAAACUCUCUGACAUGGUGCCAAAUGCUUGGUUCUACAAGCUCAGAGACAUGAGCAAAGGCAUAAAAAGCAAGAGCAAAGGGCAACAUCAAAGAAAAAAUCAAAAUUCAUUCCAAACGCAGCAGAACUCCAAGACCCAAACGGAAGCUUUGCUCCCCAGUAGAGCCUCCUACUGUUUCUCAAGCAGAGAAGAAGCAGAGAGGCCCAAUGUCUCACCUCUGCACCCCAGGGCCUCAGAUACUCUCUUCCCACAAGAUUCACCUAGGAAAUCAAAGAAGAAAAGCAGAAGAAAACCCCAUAGCCCCACCUCUACCCUCAUCUCCUCCUCCAUAUCCUCCUCCAUCUCCUCAGGCUGCAGUCGUUCAGCCUGGGAAGAGCAACUCACCCCUCCCCAGGAGGAGGAAGUAGACGCUCUAAUUGAUGCAAUCUGCAGCUACGAGCUUGGCUCUUCUUAUUCCAAAUUGCCUGAGUUGCAGCUAGAGCUUCCUCCAAUUAUGACAAAGCCGGCGAAGAAAGAAGCCGAGCAGCCAAAAGUGGAGGAGAAGAAACAGAGCAAGAGCAUGGCUCGGAAAUCUCCUACAGGAAUUCACCGGCUUCGAAUGCGCGCAAACUCUCCUAGAGUUGUCGCAACGAAGAAGGUUCAAACCAGCCGUAAAAGCGUCACAAAGCUGGAGAAAGGGAUCUCAAAAAGCUUCGCAGUGGUGAAGUCGUCAACAAAUCCUCAGAAGGACUUUAGGGACUCCAUGGUGGAAAUGAUUAGCGAGAACAACAUAAGGAGUUCCAAGGAAUUGGAAGAGCUGCUGGCCUGCUACCUUCUGUUGAAUGCCAAUGAGUAUCAUGAUGUUAUUAUUAAGGUGUUUAAGAAAAUCUGGUUUGAUCUCACUGACAUUAGCUCGUAAAAUUUUUAUAACUAAAGCUACGCUUUUUCUUUCUUCUAA
Molecule: messenger RNA, 1128 nt
Organism: Phalaenopsis equestris
Lineage: Eukaryota; Viridiplantae; Streptophyta; Magnoliopsida; Asparagales; Orchidaceae
Product: transcription repressor OFP1-like
Exons: 2
Coding region: 142-1089 (315 amino acids)
Biological process (GO): negative regulation of DNA-templated transcription
Molecular function (GO): DNA binding
Source: RefSeq, a predicted model, not a curated record